Messenger RNA from Arvicanthis niloticus (Nile rat), 1572 nucleotides. RefSeq names its product solute carrier family 2 member 2 (gene Slc2a2). Lineage: Eukaryota; Metazoa; Chordata; Mammalia; Rodentia; Muridae. Gene Ontology annotation, biological process: dehydroascorbic acid transport. The record is from RefSeq and is a predicted model, not a curated record. Gene Ontology annotation, cellular component: brush border; plasma membrane. Gene Ontology annotation, molecular function: D-glucose transmembrane transporter activity.
AUGUCAGAAGACAAGAUCACCGGGACCUUGGCUUUCACUGUCUUCACUGCUGUGCUGGGUUCCUUCCAGUUCGGAUACGACAUCGGUGUGAUCAAUGCUCCUCAAGAGGUGAUAAUAUCCCAUUAUAGACAUGUUUUGGGGUUUCCACUGGAUGACCGAAGAGCUACCAUUAACUAUGACAUCAAUGGCACUGACACCCCACUCAUAGUCACGCCAGCAUACACAACACCAGCCCCCUGGGACGAAGAGGAGACUGAAGGAUCUGAUCACAUAGUCACUAUGCUCUGGUCGCUGUCUGUGUCCAGCUUCCCAGUGGGCGGAAUGAUCGCCUCAUUCUUUGGUGGGUGGCUCGGGGACAAACUUGGAAGGAUUAAAGCCAUGUUGGCCGCAAACAGCCUCUCGUUGACUGGAGCCCUCUUAAUGGGGUGUUCCAAGUUCGGACCAGCACACGCCCUCAUCAUUGCUGGAAGAAGCAUAUCAGGACUGUACUGUGGGCUAAUUUCAGGACUGGUUCCAAUGUACAUUGGCGAGAUCGCUCCAAUCACACUCAGGGGUGCCCUGGGCACUCUUCACCAACUGGCCCUUGUCACAGGCAUUCUUAUUAGUCAGAUUGCUGGCCUCAGCUCUAUUCUGGGCAAUCAGGACUAUUGGCACAUCCUACUUGGUCUAUCUGCUGUACCAGCUCUCCUGCAGUGUCUGCUACUCCUCUUCUGUCCAGAAAGCCCCAGAUACCUUUAUAUAAAGUUGGAAGAGGAAGUCAGGGCAAAAAAAAGUUUGAAGAGACUACGAGGAACUGAGGAUGUCACCAAAGAUAUUAAUGAGAUGAAGAAAGAAAAGGAAGAGGCAUCAACUGAGCAGAAGGUCUCUGUGAUCCAGCUUUUCACGGAUUCGAAUUACCGACAGCCCAUCCUUGUGGCGCUGAUGCUGCACAUGGCUCAGCAGUUCUCUGGAAUCAAUGGGAUAUUUUACUAUUCAACCAGCAUUUUCCAGACAGCUGGCAUCAGCCAGCCUGUGUAUGCAACCAUUGGUGUUGGUGCCAUUAACAUGAUCUUCACAGCUGUCUCUGUGCUACUUGUGGAGAGGGCGGGGCGGCGGACCCUGUUCCUAAUCGGGAUGAUCGGCAUGUUUUUCUGCACCAUCUUCAUGUCAGUGGGACUUGUGUUGCUGGAUAAGUUCGCCUGGAUGAAUUACGUGAGCAUGACAGCCAUCUUCCUCUUCGUCAGUUUCUUUGAGAUUGGGCCAGGUCCAAUCCCUUGGUUCAUGGUUGCUGAAUUUUUCAGCCAAGGACCCCGUCCCACGGCUCUGGCACUGGCUGCCUUCAGCAACUGGGUCUGCAACUUUGUCAUCGCCCUCUGCUUCCAGUACAUUGCGGACUUCCUCGGGCCUUACGUGUUCUUCCUCUUUGCUGGGGUGGUCCUGGCCUUCACCCUCUUCACAUUCUUUAAAGUUCCAGAAACCAAAGGAAAGUCUUUUGAGGAAAUCGCUGCAGAAUUCCGGAAGAAGAGUGGUUCGGCCCCACCACGCAAAGCAGCUGUACAAAUGGAGUUCCUGGCUUCUUCAGAGACUGUGUGA